GGAAGUAAAUAUGAUUCAAAUUUUUGAAAGUUGGAGUCCCUCUGCUCGCGCCAAUCGCGGUGACCCUUUUUUGACGGUGCUGGAGUUUCUGAGAUUUUAUCUUCUUUAUGCUUGCGAGCCAACCCGUGAAAUACAACGUUUCGCUUUGCGCCAGUCUGGGAAGAAAGGUCGAUAUCCUCAUCUCUUUGACUUCCCAGAAACCAUGGUAGUCUUCCUAACAAACUUCAUAUUAGACGCUUUUGGCUUAUUCGCGGAUGAGCUUCUUCUAAGUGCCGCUGAAUGCGCAAGACAAGCUAAUGGUUACUGGCAUACGCUAGGAGAGAACGAUCAACAACGCGCGAAGAGAUUUGAUAGCAUGGUGGAAGCCAGAUUUACUUGGAGCGGAAAUAUUCGUUCAGCACUUACAAGAGCAUUGGGAGACCUGCGCGCUUAUUCGUUCAAGCCGGAAAAGAACGAACUCGUUCCCCCAUCGAAAAAACGCACUUGUACAGUUGCAGUGGCCACCGAUCCGGUCCAGGUCAGGGAUGAGGACAAAGACUAUGAACUCGAAACACUUUGAAGCAAUUCUAUCA
Cylicocyclus nassatus is the source of this 572-nucleotide messenger RNA. The record is from the annotation of a GenBank genome assembly. Lineage: Eukaryota; Metazoa; Nematoda; Chromadorea; Rhabditida; Strongylidae.